CUGAUGUUAAAGCACUCGAUGAAAAAGGGUUCAGGAAAAUGACGCUGGUGGCGUUUCCAACAUGCAUCUAAUGCAUUUCAAAGCAGUUGUGCACUGCAACAUGCAUGAUGACAAUGUUGUGUACAAAAGUGAUACCAAUCACUUUUUCUAUUUGGAUUUUGGAUCAUCGUCUAUUCACAACUUGAGGAAAAGUAAGCAUACAGAAGACAAAAACUACCUUGAUUACGAAGACAACUUUCUUACAUCAUGCUGAC
Ascoidea rubescens DSM 1968 is the source of this 254-nucleotide messenger RNA. RefSeq lists its product as uncharacterized. The coding region runs from base 62 to 253 and encodes 63 amino acids. Gene Ontology annotation, biological process: protein phosphorylation. The transcript has a single exon. NCBI's taxonomy places the organism in Eukaryota, Fungi, Ascomycota, Saccharomycetes, Ascoideales, Ascoideaceae. Gene Ontology annotation, molecular function: ATP binding; protein kinase activity. The record is from RefSeq and is a predicted model, not a curated record.